This is a messenger RNA of Ramularia collo-cygni, 1278 nucleotides long. RefSeq names its product related to DUR3-Urea permease. Gene Ontology annotation, cellular component: plasma membrane. The record is from RefSeq and is a predicted model, not a curated record. Bases 1 to 1278 code for a protein of 425 amino acids. Lineage: Eukaryota; Fungi; Ascomycota; Dothideomycetes; Mycosphaerellales; Mycosphaerellaceae. Gene Ontology annotation, molecular function: urea transmembrane transporter activity; putrescine transmembrane transporter activity; spermidine transmembrane transporter activity. Gene Ontology annotation, biological process: urea transmembrane transport; spermidine transport; putrescine transport. The transcript is spliced from 8 exons.
AUGUCGACUACGAUCCUUUCCCAGGGUGUUGGGUAUGGCAUGAUCAUCGGCAUCUCCGCAGUCUUCGCCUUGUUCAUGGUCCUACUUACAUGGUGUCUGAAACGCUACAACAAUGAGCAGCAGACUUCAGAGGCAUUCACCACUGCUGGCCGUACACUGAAAUCUGGUCUCGUUGCGUCUUCGGUCGUCAGUACUUGGACCUGGGCAGCAACUCUUCUACAAUCGAGCGGCGUGGCUUAUAGAUAUGGUGUGUCUGGGCCAUUCUGGUACGCAGCGGGCGCAACUGUACAGAUCAUCCUCUUCGCUACUCUUKCCAUUGAGCUGAAGAGGAGAGCUCCGAACGCUCAUACUUUCCUGGAAGUUGUAAAGGCCCGAUAUGGGGGUGCUACACAUGGAGUCUUCAUCGUUUUCUGCUGCUUUACAAACAUUCUCGUCACUGCCAUGCUGCUCACAGGAGGCGCCGCCGUGAUCGAGAACCUAACUGGAGUUCCCACGGUUGCGACUGUAUUUCUCUUUCCCUUGGGAAUCGUGGUCUUCACAUUGUUCGGCGGCAUCAAAGCGACAUUCAUCACGGACUAUGUGAAUGCUUUGGUCAUCAUAAUAAUAAUUUUCAUCUUCGCCUUUGUUAUCUACACGACGAAUGCCAUCCUUGGGUCUCCUCGUCGUCUGUGGGAGAUCUUGGGGGAAAUCGCUGCUGAACGUCCUCUUGAGGGUAAUGCCGGCGGGUCAUAUCUUACCAUGCGAUCCCGUGGAGGCGGCGAGUUCUUCGUCAUCAACAUCAUCGGUAACUUUGGGACUGUCUUUCUUGACAACGGUUACUACAACAAAGCGAUCGCUGCAUCCCCUGUCGAUGCUCUUCCAGGCUAUGUGAUGGGUGGAUUGUCUUGGUUUGCAGUACCUUGGCUCACAGCGACUUCGAUGGGAUUGGCCGGUCUGGCGCUAGAGAGAUACGAUGUAUGGCCUACAUUUCCUGCUCGAAUGUCAAGCGCGGAUGUUACAGCCGGACUGGUUCUUCCAAACACAGCGGUUGCUAUACUCGGCAAGGGCGGCGCCAUAGCGACCCUUUUACUUGCUUUCAUGGCCAUAAUGAGCACAUACUCUUCCGAGCUUAUUUCGAUCUCGUCCAUCGCCACAUACGAUGUCUAUAAGAUGUACUUCCGGCCCUCGGCUCCUGGCAAGCAACUCAUGCGAGUCAACUAUGUCAGCAUGAGCCUCUUCGCCUUACUAAUGGGAGCCUUCUCAACCAUGCUCUAUUUAUGGGCUACCUCUACCUCCUAA